GUCUCGUUAUUUCUGUUUGGCUCGCCAGGACCGAAAUGAACAUCUUCAAGAAAUCCCGCUCCCGCUCGCCGUCCUUCGAGAUCCCCCGACUGUGCUUGCCGCGACAAAAGAGAUCCACCUCCGUGGACUCCUCCUCUGUGGUGGCGGCGGCCUCCUCCUCUUCCUCCAACAGCCUGGACGUCCCCUUCGAGAACCGGACCCGCUCUUCGAGCUUUGAUGCCAGCAGCCUUCAUGGCGUCAACAUCGACUUGCUGCAGGUGCCCAUUUCCAAGAGUAGCGGGGGCCACCGCUCUCACUCCUUCGACUCUGCGGCGCCAUGGAGUCCCGUGUCGUCCGAUGACAACAUCUCGGACAAGGAGACAUCGUACAGCCUUCAGAUCCCCAAGUACCAGAAGCGGCGCUCCUCGCUCGAGAUCCCCAAGCUCUGCAUGCACUGCGUGCACCUUGAGGCCCUACAGAAGGAGCAGGAGAAGAAGGAACGCAAUUCGUCCCCCAGCGCGGUCUUCUACCUGGGCGAGGCUGGCCGCAACGAGGGUAACAGCGCUGCUUCUUCUCCUUCGACCAGCCCCUCGGGUUCGGAUUGGGAGUCGGAUGGGUCGUAUCUGAGUGACUCGGAAGGGAGCGAGAGCGCUGCCGACGGCAGUGUCGGGGAUGUCAGUGCGGUCGUCAUCCAUCGUCUGGAACCGGCAUCGCCGCAGCAGCAGGGUAGUGAUGCUAGCAGCCAGACGGGGUCAUACACGGACGUGGUGACCCUAGCCGUGCCUACCAUUAAGCAGCGUUCUUCCUCCAUGGACGCGGGUUACAUCACGCGGCCUCCGGAAAGCCCCCGCAAGGCCUCCCUGGACGAGCGCACCCUGCACGCCGUGCAGCAACAGAUCCGAUCCAACUCCGUGGGCGCCUGCCCUACCGCCGGACGCAAAGAGGUGUCGCAGCUCAGCCUUCUGGCCAAUAUCUCGUUGAGUGUCAGGAAAGCGAUAGCCAAGAGCAACUUCAGUCACACAACCUACCUCCACCCGCAGCAUGCCGAGUACCCGGGGUACAAGAAGCCAGACGUCAAAUCACUUAUUGACUGGACGGACCAGGCCGCCAACAGCGACCACCUGUGGGUGGAGACCAAUGCCUCCGGGGACUACUGCUAUGCAAUGGAUCUCGACUGUAAGAAAACAGGUCCGCGGAAGAAAUGCAUCGCCUGCAAAAUUGUUGCCCACACUGCCUGCUUGCCCCUCCUAGAACAGAAAAAUCUGCGGUGUAAACCAACAUUUCGAGAAGCGGGUAUCAGGAACUACAGAGAGCAAACCUUUAUGCGCCAUCAUUGGGUCCAUCGCCGGCGGCAGGAAGGAAAGUGCAAGCAGUGCGGAAAGUCCUUUCAACAGAGGUUUGCAUUUCCUAGCAAGGAUAUCAUUGCAAUCAGCUGUUCAUGGUGCAAGACAGCCUACCACAACAAAACCACCUGCUUCAUGAUGCAGCAGAUUGAGGAACAGUGCACCUUGGGUAUACAUGCCAGUAUCAUCAUUCCCCCAUCAUGGAUAAUAAAACUACCCAAAAAGGGUUCAUUCAAAUCCUCCAUGCGAUCCAGCAAGAAACGGAAAGCUUCAUUAAGGAAGCGGAAAAGCAAAGAUGACUAUCGACCAUUCAUCAUCAAACCCAUUCCAUCACCCCUUAUUAAGCCUGUUCUUGUCUUCAUCAACCCAAAGAGUGGUGGCAACCAAGGAGCAAAACUGUACCACAAGUUCUGCUGGUUACUGAACCCUAGGCAGGUGUUUGACCUGUCGCAAGGUGGACCUCGUUUUGGGUUAGAUCUGUUCAAGAAAGUGCCUAACAUUCGAAUACUUGCUGCUGGUGGAGAUGGAACCGUUGGUUGGAUCCUUUCAACCAUCGACAGUCUGGCACUCAAUCCACCUCCACCUGUGGGAAUCUUACCCAUUGGGACAGGCAAUGAUCUCGCCAGAACCUUGAACUGGGGAGGGGGGUACACAGAUGAACCUAUCUCCAAAAUCUUAUGCAAUGUAGAGGAAGGUCAAGUGGUGCAACUAGACAGGUGGAACAUCGACGUGGAGGAGAACGAUGAGGAAGGAGUUGAAUGUGCAGAGGAAGGCAUGGCGUCGGAUCUGCCUCUUAGUGUCUUCAACAACUACUUCAGCUUAGGAGCCGACGCUCACGUGGCUCUUGAGUUUCAUGAAUCUCGAGAGGCCAAUCCAGAGAAGUUCAACAGUCGGUUCAGAAAUAAAAUGUUUUAUGCUGGGGCGGGUGGGAGAGAUCUUUUAAAAAGGAGUUGGAAGGGAUUUGCUGACCACAUCCAUGUAGAGUGUGAUGGUGUGGACCUGACCCAGAAGAUUCAGGACAUGAAAUUGCACUGUCUGGUCAUCUUAAACAUUCCAAGGUAUGCAAGUGGUACCUUACCAUGGGGUAACCCUAAUGCUGUGGGAUUUGAACCCCAACUACAUGAUGAUGGGUACUUGGAGGUGCUUGGCUUCACAUAUUCCUCACUGGCUACUCUUCAUGUUGGAGGUCACGGAGAACGAUUAACUCAGUGUCGGGAAGUUCGGGUCAAGACCUUCAAGUCUAUGCCCAUGCAGGUUGAUGGUGAGCCAUGCCGUCUGCGUCCCUCAAAAAUCAACAUCAACUUCCGCAACCAGGCCAACAUGAUCGUCAAACCAAAACGACGGGGCUCCAUGCCCAUUGCAAAUGAUCCUGAUUUUGCUUUUUUCAGUCCACCUUCCCUCCCAGAGCGGCUUCGCAUUCAAGUCAGCCGUAUCAGCAUGGCCGACUACGAAGCCUUACAAUAUGAUAAAGAAAAGUUACGGGCAGCUUCGGUCCCCUUGGGCAUCAUCGUAGUGGAGAACAAUGCUGACCUGGAGCAGGUGCGCUACCAGAUCAACAAAUUACAGGUGGUGGAUUACCAAGGGACAGAUGCUCAAGGAGGCAGCAGCGUGCCAUCACAGCAGCUGUCACAGAAAUGGUGCUUCCUGGAUUCCACCACAGCAGAGAAGUUCUUCCGCAUCGACAGAUCCCAGGAGUCAUUACAUUUUAUCACAGACAUUUCUUCCGAAGACCUGUACAUUAUGGACCCUGAACUGAGUCCACGAGUGCGUCUUUCUCCAGGUCUUUCAGGCGCUGGCGCCCCCAAUGGCCAUGGAGAGACAACCCCAACGGGCAUUUCAGUUCGCUCCUGUAUGUCGGCUUCCUCCUCAGCUAUGUCAUUUGCCUUUCCAGUCACCCCACCCAAGUCACCCAUGCUUCGGUCACCAGAGUUUCCUACCUUGCCUCUGCUGGUGGAGAACAUGGAGAACUUCCUACUAGUGCCUCCGCCCCCUGGCCCCAACAGCAGCUCAGAACCAGGGACACCUAACUCUACCACAGGACACGAUAAGCACUAUAACUUCAACCUUGUCUCCCAUGCGACUACUGAAGCUGUGCCACGCAUAACCUCACCAUUAGAGAAAGCAUUACUUGAUGCUUCUAAAAGAGGGGAACUGCAAAAGCUGUGUGAAGCUUACCACAAAGGUGCUGACCUGUUGGUGACAGACCAGUAUGGUAUGACUGCUCUACAUCACGCUGCACGCUUUGGUCACAAAAAUACUGUCAAGUUUCUGAUAGAUAACGCUCCACCAGUGAUACUGGACAUGGUGGAACAUGAAAAAGGUCAAACAGCUCUCCACAAGGCAGCCUGGUACCAGCGACGUGCUAUCUGCCACAUGCUGGUGGCUGCUGGUGCCUCCCUGACCCGCCUUGACUUUCAGGGUAAUUCCCCGCGGCAGCAGGCCAUGAAGGCCGAUGACAAGGAGCUAGCAGCAUACCUGGAAAAUCAAGAACAUUUCCAGCGAGUGGUGUCAGAGGACCAGGAGACCGCUGUAUGAUGUAUGCAUUUGGCCUCUCAGCUCCCGCCACCAAGUCCAAAGUCUGUGCAGCAAUGUGUGCAGGAAUCAAGUGCCCUACCCUCAUUCCUUCCUCAGCACAGCCACCUCACCAUCCCUCAAUCACUUUGUCACAAGACCUGCUUCAUUUACCUGGUUCCAGCCAGACUGUCAGUGCUAUGCAAAUGUCUGUUCCCCAAACCCUGGUUUCCAGGAUUUUUUUUUUUUUUUUGGUUGUUGAGUCUAUUAACAGAAUCACUUGCAGCACCUGUAUGUAUGGACCUCACCAGGCCGGCUCCUUAUCACUAUCAGUGUCUACAUGUCACACCUGCAUGUUUUUCUGCCAACCCAACAUAUGGACGUUGGUUUCAGCGGCAGGGGGAAAAAAAACCUGCCCAUUCUCUCCAGCAUCUUGCCCCAUGGAAUGUUUACCGCCCAGUUCACAAACACCAGCAUACUGCAGCAACACCACUCACCUGCUGUGAUGAUGGUUUUUUUUUUUCCUUGUGCAAGGAAUUUAGAAAGCUUCUGGGCAAUGUGCACCUAAUAAUGCAGCAUACUUUUCUUCUCUCUCUCUUGCUGUCACACUCUUACACACGCACACACAGCCAGCUACAUUCUCUUUCUUGCCUUACCUGUCUCCCCUAAUUCAUUUUAGGCUACUUUCUGUUAUUCAAUGACUUCAUCGUGAAAAAAGAUAGUCUCCGUAGUGCAGACCACCCUGAAAUCAAGGGGCUGUCUCCUUCUGACUUUUUUUUUUGCACCAUUUUCUGUUUGAUGGAACAAGGUAACGUUAGCCCCAUACCCUUCAUAUGCAAUAUAAAGUCAUCACAGGUGUAGCUGAAAAGAAAAUUUUAGCUUGUCUGAAGAACGUGGUCAGUAAUGUCAGAAAUAGUGUCACACCUACUGACAGUGCAAGAAUUUUUUUGAGGCUGCCAUUUAUCUUCUUUUUUUGUUUCUUUUCUUUUUUCUUUUUUUUUUUUUUUUUUUUGACAUGUACACCUUCAGUGUUUUAUCAAGGUUUUACAUUCACACUUUCUGGGAUGUGGGAUUUCUUGUUUGUGUGAGUGUCUGGGGUGGUGCGAUGUUAUGUCACUUUUUCACGUUAACAUUGAUGUAUCUGGAAAAGCAGAUGCAUACAAAAUGGGGUGGAGUUGUUCUUUUUGUGCUUGUGCACAACUGAGGCCUGCAUAGGCUUUUUUUUGACAAAAGGAGGGGAAGAGUAUCACAAAGGCCUCAGGGACUUGGACCCAGAAACUCUGUGUUAAAGCUGAACCUGGCGUGGAGCAAGCGGCUAGGAGAUGGGUUUCUUUACGUAUAACCGCCAAUGCCUUCGUUCAUAGACCAAAGGUAGGCUUAUAUGCUUCAGCCUGUUUGAAAUUGUUAUUUUUAAUGUUUUGAGUUAAAUGCGAACUUAACAAGGUACUUGAAUGUGUGCUUACAGAGAUAUGUGUGUGUUCAUACACAGAUUCAUGUGUGCAGAUGUGCAGAUAUACAUAGAUACCUGUUUGGAAAGGGAUUUUUCUUCAGUGCUUCAUUGCUAUGUUUUUUUUCAUUGUCUUUGGCUCAAAUUUUUUAUUUUGUAUGUUUCUUUAAGUGGACUUUUUUGUUUUAAUUUUGAUUGGUUGGGUUUUUGUUUCUUCUGAUUUGCUUUUUUCGCUGGGUGUAGAUUGGGCAUCUAAGGUGUGUUUCUGACAGAUGUGUCAUGAUGUCUGUAUUCUUUCAUCAGAAGUGUAUGCAAUCACAGCACUCAGGGUAACAGCAUAAGAAAGGCCACUAUAGACAUAACAGAUAGCAGACAUGCAUUGUGUCUACAAUAGUGGAUCCCUGGGGCUGGAGUAUCAAGAUGAGGCUGUUAGACUGAAAGUGUGAUGUGCCAGUAGAUUUCACACAACUCACGAUGACACCUUAUACAUUCAGGUAGUAUUACAGUGCAGCAGUUACUUUGGCUUCAUUUUCAUUUCUCAGCUCGAAGCUGAAGUUUUACAGAAGUAAAAAUGGAACAUUCCAGACACUAGACUCAAGAGUUGAUAGUUCUGCUCUUAAAUGGACAGAACUGCAAAUUCUACUAUCUUUAACAUACUUAGACAAUUCAUUUUCACACUUUUUAAAAUGCUAAUUGCUUUUCUGUACCUCAUGUAUGGCAUUAUUUUCACCCUCUUCUUUUGUGGUCACCUUUGUGUUAAGCAGUGUGAGUUAGACAUAUUGUUUCCCAUAUUUUUCUACUCUUCCUCCCUGUACAUGCCAGGUAUACAUAUUUUGUUAUGAAUUUUCAAUGUUUAUUGUUUACAACGAGAAUGUCGGUGACUUUCAUGCAGUUUGCAAUGAAUGAAUGGUAAUUUAAAAAGAUUGAUAGCUCUAUAAACUGAUUAUGCGAUGACAAAUGUACAGAAAUGCCUUUCUUCUUCUCCUUCCCAUCCUCUCUCUUCCCCUCUCCCACCCCCGUCAACCCCUUACUCACAUAUUCAAGUCCUUUGAUCUUUGGAGAAUCCCAUUCAAAGCCAAAAGAAAAAAAAUGGAUUCCUCCAAGGCAAACCCAUUCAUCAUGACUAGAACUUUGUGUCUGUAGUGUACACUAUGUAUAUGAAGCACAUCGGUUUUCAUGUUGAGGCACACCAUUGUUGUCUCCAUGAAACACAGGAUGGCCAUAUGGGAAUUUUUGGUGAAUUUAUCAGUAAAGAUUAUAUUUUGGUGGCCUGGUAAAGAAAGGGUUAGGUGAGCAGGCUGCAUAGGGAUUUGUAGAAAACUUGACAACGAUGGGAUACCUGGUGUACCAAGAGUUGUUUCAUUCAACCAUAUAUUGUAUCAGCUUGUAAUCAUCUGAUAGCAAGUGUACAGCUGGUCUGUCUGCUAGAAGAUGAGUGAAGAUGUAAGUACUGUCAAGUACGUAAGUAAUAUAUAAGCUUGUUAUUAACCUACGCAAGUAUUAAUUGCCAUUACUAAGCGUUGAGCAUGCGAAUUUAGCGAAGUAUUAUAUCAUUACAGAAUAGCUUAGCUGGGAUGCUGUUCGUUUCUCUAGCAUGCCAUAGGUGCAAGCUGUGAUCCUGCUCAGGCAAGAUUCAGUGGGCUUUGUAUUUUUAAUUUAUUCCCUUUUACUUCUUUGCUCAUAUAAAUGGUUCAUUCCAUGGAGUUGCACUGGCCCACCAGGGUGUGUGUAAAACUCCAGCUUUUGUAAGUUGCCAUUUUUUCUGGGCUUGUUAAUUUUGAAAAAUAAUUCUACAAUAUAUUACAAAUAAUAAUGAGAUUGAUAUCUUCCUUCUCUUCUCUGACACGAAAAGACUAAAGAAACUUAAAUUAUCCUUGGCUGGAGAUGAAGAAGCCAUAAAGAACAUUAACAGCGUGCAGAGUAUAUGGGUAGAAACAUCUCAGAAUAUUGACAAGAUAGGAGACUGUCAACACUUUUCAUUGCUGUAUAGGUCCUUGAAAAUGACCUCAAGGAACUCUGUUUUCGUAACAAGAUCAUUCAUGUGCAAAUGAUUCUGUCAAAGCUGAACAUUCUAAAUGCUUGGUCAGAAUAUUAUUAGCUUUGGAACAGAAGCUGCUUUAAGUUUUGCAAUGAUUUUGAUCUGCUGAGAUCAUGACGGAGAAGUGCACUUUUAGUGAUGCUCGGCAUGCACAACUCUGGAAGAAAUAAGAUGAUGAAAUAUAAAAAUAACCAAUAUUUAACUUGUUUCAUUCUUCCUAAUUCUCAGUUGUGCUCAAUGCAGCUUGUGAUGUGUGGCUAACAUGUACUUCUAGUUUCCAAACUUGAUGCAAAGUAGUGAAAUGUAACAAUAUGUCAACAACAGUAAUCUUGAUGUAAAUAAAUGCAGCUGUAGGCUAUUCUAUAAACUAGUUUAGAGAGACUAUUAAUCUUUUAAAAGUUUUGAAACCAUUGAAAGAUGAUAAGAUCUUCAGAGAGAAAAGCAGCAGCAUAAUUUAAUUUUCAAUGAAGUGAAAAUUAUUAUCUAGCGAAGAUGGAAGAAUUUUAUUCAGUAUAGUCAAAAGUCAAUGCAAGUUCAUACUUUUUCUUCGUUUUAACCAUCAUAAUUAAUGUGUUGUCAGAAUGCUAAUUUCUCAAAUAGGUUAUUACUGUACAAAGUCCAUUUUAAAUUCCUUUUUUUGUUUAUGAUUGCUUACCCUUGUCAUUAAUUCUAUAAAACUGUUUAAAUAUGCAUUCUUGGAAAAAUUGUAAUGUUGGCGUCAUUAGCAAUUAGUAUGACCCAUCACACUGUUUAAGAAAACAGAUUUAAUCUGGUAAGGAUUCUCAGACUCCCUAUGAAGCUUUUCACUAAUCCUCUCUCCUAGUUUUCCUCACUAUGUUGUCUUGUUGCUGCCUACAGUUUGUUGUGUUGCAAGCUCUUAGAAUGUUGUUUCUUUUUAUACAUAAAGGAGCAGAGUACCUGUUGGUGGUGCAGUUUGGUACCUGUCUUUAAUUGCAGGCACGAACCAGCGUAGUUUUAUGAAUGGAGUAUUUUUUUCAUGAAGCCCAUCCCUUGAAGGUGGAACUAAAUGCUCGUUAUUCUGUGGUAAGAGAAAGUAGAGUGACACAUAUUUGUGGUCCUUGAUUUCAAGCUAAUGAAAAACACUGUGUUUGUCCUAAGGGUACUUACGUGCCUUGGCCACUGAGCACAUCCUAUGCACCCAGUCUUUUCAAACCUCACCAUGUUUACACAUGCACUUCCAGGUCAGUCACAUGGCUGUCGGUGUUCAGACAUUAUGAACAAAACCUAUCGUCCCAGCCAAGAAGACCUGCAAGAUUGGUUCACCAUAGUGCUGCAGAUUUUUGUCGUCUUUCCAUGUGGUGAGCGGGCCAGAUUUUUAUUUUGAUUGUUGUGACAGGUUUUUUAUCACGUCGCCGUGGCAUGCAGCCUCGGUCGUCACAACCUGACGCUGCACCAGUGUCACCACCACAUGUCUGCAUCUGUGUUUGGUGUGUCACCAACUUCUAUCUUGACUUUGUUUCAUUCGCAUACCUACCUGUGAUUACAUGGUGGGUCACUAGGACCUGUAGUGAGGGAGAGGCAAGAUAAUCUUGCUGGUCAGGUGUCUUUAGCGGUAGGCUUUGAACACAAACGUGCUGUAAAACAGAAUGGUCAUGUGUGUCUGGUGGGAGAGGCAGAGUCCCUUUUUUUUGGCAAUUUUUUUUUACCUCAUUAUCUAGAGAUAAUUUAGAAAUUUCAAGUUUGGCCAAGAGGAGGUGCUGAGUCCUCCACUCCUCUUUCAGAUUCUGGCAGUGUUCAGGAUAUCAAUGAGAAUCCUAAGCACCAAGAAGUUUAUACACAAAUUAGAAAACAGGAUAAUUCAGAUUUACAUAUCUUUAGCAGUUGUGUGAUGAUCUUUGACAGCAACCAUUCCAAGAUUUACUGGUACAAAUAUGGCCUCCCCCACCCCAAAACCCUUUUGUCAUGACCCCACUUAACAAGCACAUCAAUAGCAUCCUGUACAAUGAAGUCAUGUAGCCAACCUUGACACUAUAUUUUGUAACAGAUUAUUUUACAUCCAAGUGUACCUUGCAUCAUUUUGUUAAAGAUCUUCACUGUGAUAAAAGACAUUUCACAGCA
Messenger RNA from Pomacea canaliculata, 9397 nucleotides. Its product is annotated as diacylglycerol kinase zeta-like. Gene Ontology annotation, biological process: diacylglycerol metabolic process; lipid phosphorylation; intracellular signal transduction. NCBI's taxonomy places the organism in Eukaryota, Metazoa, Mollusca, Gastropoda, Architaenioglossa, Ampullariidae. The coding region runs from base 36 to 3857 and encodes 1273 amino acids. The record is from RefSeq and is a predicted model, not a curated record. The transcript has 29 exons. Gene Ontology annotation, molecular function: ATP-dependent diacylglycerol kinase activity; protein binding.